AGGGGUUAUGCUUCUUUGCCGCCCCUCUCCCUUUAAUAUAAUGGAGGAAAGGGAAGGAGAAGUUAAUAAGCCCAGGGUCUGGUGGGUUACGCGGUCGCCCAUGCGGCUGUGGGACUCCAUUUCCCAUCAGCCCCAGGAAGCCUGGCUCAUGAACAUCUUUCCAGACCAUGCAGCGGGAGCAAAGCCCAGCAGCUUCCCUCAUUGACAGAACCAUCAAGAUGAGGAAAGAAACUGAAGAGAGGAGAGUGGUCUUGGCGUGGGGACUUCUUAACCUGUCAGUUGCCGGCAUGAUUUACACUGAAAUGUCUGGAAGACUAUUAUGUUCAUAUUACAACAUUUCAUGCUGGCUGCUAUGGUAUAUUGAACUUGCACUUGCCUCUUUGUUCAGCCUCAAUGCUUUAUUUGAUUUCUGGAGAUACUUCAAGUAUACAGUGGCUCCAACCAGCUUGGUGAUGAGUCCUGGACAACAGACUCUCCUGGGGUUGCAGAAUGCAGUGGUACAGACAACUCCGCCAUGUCAACUGACGCCAAAGAAAACUCCUCCUUGCACUCCUUCUCCUCCUAUUCAGGGGCAGAGUGUGCUGAGCUACAGCCCUUCCCGCUCACCUAGUACCAGCCCUAAGUUUGCCACAGGCUGCAUUUCUGGCUACAGUCCGCAGCUUCAAGGUCUAUCAGGCAGCAGCGGUUCAUAUGGCACUGCCUUGACUUAUUCCCCAGGAAGCAGCUACAAUAAGGGUCCAGCCUUCAGCCCUUCAUCAGGCACUUCCCCCUAUCCCACCAGCAUUGGGCCAAUGGACAGCAGUGGAACAAGGUCACGGUACCGUUCUUCACCCAUCAUAUACAAUUCCCCUGCUGGCAAGGAAGACUAUAUGACAGAUCUCAAGUCCCUUGACACCUUCCUUCGAAGUGAGGAAGAGAAACAGCAUAGGGUUCAACUGGGGAGCUCAGACUCUAGUUCUCCAUCUAACAGUCCAACCUUUUGGAGCUACAGCCGAUCCAUGGCCGAUUGUGCUCAGAUGCUCAGGAAGUUCCAGUACCAGCCUGCCUGCCGAUCCCAAGCCCCUUCAGCCCACAAAGAUGAAGCUGAUCUGACUUCCAAGCAGGCUGCAGAAGAGGUUUGGGCACGAGUUUCUGCGAGCAGACAACUGCUUGACCACAUAGACUCCUGGACUGCUAAGUUCCGCAACUGGAUUAAUGAGACAAUUUUAGUACCUCUUGUUCAAGAAACUGAGUCUGUGAGCACUCAGCUGCGGAGGAUGGGAUGCCCAGAACUGCAGAUUGGAGAUGCCAGUAUCAGCAGCCUGAAGCAAGCUGCCCUGGUGAAAGCACCACUCAUUCCUACUCUGAAUACAAUUGUGCAGUACCUGGACCUUACACCCAACCAGGAAUAUUUGGUUGAAAGGAUCAAAGAGCUUUCUCAAGGAGGGUGCAUGAGUUCAUUCAGGUGGAAUCGAGGCGGAGACUUCAAAGCACGCAAAUGGGAUACUGAUUUGCCAACAGACUCAGCAAUCAUUAUGCAUGUGUUCUGCACAUACCUGGAUGCCCGUCUACCACCUCAUCCAAAAUACCCUGAUGGCAAAACAUUCACCUCCCAGCACUUCAUUCAGACACCUGACAAACCAGAUGUUUCAAACGAAAACUUGUUUUGCAUCUAUCAAAGCAGCAUCAACCCUCCCCACUAUGAACUUGUUUACCAACGGCAAAUGUACAAUCUUCCCAAGGGCAGAAACAACUUGUUCCACACCUUGCUUAUGUUCCUGUACAUCAUAAAGACCAAAGAGUCUGGAAUGUUGGGGCGUGUCAAUCUUGGUUUAUCCGGUGUGAACGUUCUGUGGAUUUUCGGUGACUAGUUAAUUUUCCAGUUAUUGUAGAAGAACUGCUGGACAGAGGAGGAAAAACAUCUCCAUCUGUUGAGGGAAGAAAAGUUGGCAGCUUGUUAUAAUCUGCUGUCUUGUAAGCAUGAUUUGGGUACAAAGUAAGAGUUCUUCAAAACAAAACAACAAAUCCAACACUGUAUUUGAAUGAAUAGGAAAUACUUUUUAACACUGAAGCCAAAGCAUCCCAGUGCUCAAUAUCACUUGAAGAUCAUAGCAGGAAAGUUUCACUGUUUGUGGAUUAAGAGAAUUGCAGCUUUGGCUAUCACUGCAUCUGCUGAGACAAAUUGCUACUUCUAGAGAGAAGGGGAGAAAGAUGCCUUCAAUGGAAACUAAUCUGCCCACCCACAUCUGUCUCCAAAGAUGUGGAGACAAAUGAACAUUACUGAACUGGACACAGAGCAUCCAAGUGUGGUGUGAACUUGGGGUUUUACUAGAAGAGAAAAUGGGUCAGAAAAUGUGCAUCUGAGUGCAAGGCCUUAAACUGUGGGAAUACAAUAAAGCCAGGAACAUCCAGGUACUCUUGGUCAGAAAGGUAUGUGCGAUACAUUAGUAGUACAUAAGUGACUUGAUGUACUUUGUUUUUAAAGUGACAGUACUAUAGUUCACCCAGCAGCUCUACAGCUCUCAUUUUCUCUGAAAAUACUGAGAACAGGAUUCUCAAGAAGAAUAUGACAAGUGUUAUUUUCAAGAGAGGGAUUGCUGCCAUCCUUCAGUACAUCAGAGGUGUGUAUGUGUGUUUCUGAAAGAUGGGAAGGUAGGAAGAGAAUACCAACUACAUAGAAUUACAUAAAAGGGCAUGUUUUAAAAUUACAUAGAUUUUUUUUCUUGUCUGAAUAUCUCAAUAUUUUGGGAGAAUAUUUUGGACUCAAAUUUUGGAUUGGGAUUAUCUCCCCCCCCCCCCCUCUUUAUUGGUUUCUAAAUCUCUGGGAGAGUUUCCCUUUUUUCCACACUGCAUUGCAAAUACAAAGCUUUCCAUUAAUCCAUGAACUGAGCAGAUAGGCUGCAUUCCUAUUUACAUGAUAACAAGGAAUGAAGCUGUCCUAUAAGUCAUACUAUCCAGAAACCACUAGCAAUCAUUUUUCUUUUAGAAAUAAGUGGGGGUGAUUGGGAAAUAAAACUUGACUGAACAGAUAUCCAUUCCUUUGGUUGACCUAGAAAAGCUUUAUAAUCAGCUGGAUGGACAUAGUCCACCAGGAAUGUUUCCUGGCCAAGUCCUUUUGACUUUUCCAUGCCAGCCAGGGCUGCUGAAGAAACCUUCCCAGUGAGUUUGGGAUAUCUUGAGGGCCAUUGUACAGCUGUACUCUUCUAGAUCCUGAGUGAUGAGAAAAACAUUGCUACCCACCGUGCCUGAACAUGGAAAGGCACUUUGCUGUUAAAAUUGUGGUGAAAGAAAACCCAAACAGAAAGCUAGCAUAUACAUCAUAAUGUGCAAGCAUGUGACACAAAACUAUUUCAAGCCUUCAAAAAAACAGUAGUUUUUAAAGCUAUUUUUUCUUAACUUUUACGUUCAUUUAAUUAUUCUCACUUAGGAGGUCCAGGGAAUUACAGACAUGAAACUUUGGGGCCAGAAUACAAUUCUGUAGAAGAUUGCCAAAAAAAUUCCCAGUGGUUGUGGCAAGCUCUGAGUCAUACAAAAUACUUGUCAUGGCCACUGUGUAAGUUUUGUCAGUGGUGUGUUCUCCACUGUAUUUUGUACACAUAGGCGGGUUACAGACCGCCAGAAAGUACGUGACGAGCAUGUACUAGGGUUAGGAAGGGGAGGUGCUUCCGCACCCCUCUAACCCUAGUACGCGUUCCGUGCACACAAAAUGGCGGCGGCUGUUCCACACGGCCACCGCCAUGAUUACGUCACGACCGCGCUGCCUCCACACGAGGCGCUGCGGUUGUGACGUAUUGAGGCUGCGCCACAGCACAUAGUGCGCUUUUUCUCCGGCCCCAGAAGGAGCACGAUUUCCGUGCUUCUUCCUCGGAGUGUCCGGGAGACACGCGGUGUGGCAGCUGCAGCUCCCAGACACUGCAAGCGGCGGCGGCAGGAGAGCGCCGCUUCUCGGCAGUAUGUAACCCGCCAUAGGCAGGCAGAGGAGAUGGCCAUGGGCGUCAGAUGCUGCUUUGGUAGCUAAUAAUCUUUUAUAUCCCAUCAGUGUGACAGUGGCCUUUGACUGACACUUUUCCAUCAUUCCCAUGCUUUCCUCAAGGAGAUGGGACCUUGGCUGAUAUUUCAGUGCUGUCAUUAAAUGGACUAUUUUUUGUUAA
Molecule: messenger RNA, 4130 nt
Organism: Sceloporus undulatus (fence lizard)
Lineage: Eukaryota; Metazoa; Chordata; Lepidosauria; Squamata; Phrynosomatidae
Gene: TMEM209
Product: transmembrane protein 209
Exons: 15
Coding region: 168-1850 (560 amino acids)
Cellular component (GO): membrane
Source: RefSeq, a predicted model, not a curated record